UGCUGCAGUGGAGAGGACGGAUGGAUCACAGAGGGGAGUGUAACAGAGCGCUGGUGGUGUCUGUCGCAGAGUUUGACCCCGGGGUGCAGCUGGGGAGGAGGCCGGGCGCCGGGAAGGACGCCAAGAGACUCCACCGCACCCUCAGCAAACUGGGCUUCAAGGUGGACAUCCACACUGACCUGAGGAGCGAGGAGAUCUACCAGCUGUUUCAGAGAGAGAGCAGGCGUCCUGUGAAGGAUUGUUUUCUGGCCGUGCUGUCGUCUCACGGGGAGGAGGGCUGCGUGUUCGGCGCUGACGGGGAACCUGUCCGACUGUCUCGUCUCUUCGCGUUCUUCGACAACAGGUGUAUGGAGGAAAAGGCCAAACUGUUCCUCGUACAGGCCUGUCGGGGACACGGUCUGGACGAUGGCGUGGAGGUGGAUUCUGUCGAGGACGCCCCAGAGAGCAGCUUCUUCUCACAGCAUCCCGCCGUCCCUGUAGAUACAGCUGUGAUGUACGCCACAGCGCCAGGUUACGGAGCUUUCAUGCACCCACUGGGAUCAGUCUUCCUCCAGACCUUCUGCUCUUUAUUAGAGAAAGAAGGAAACCGCAACCUGGAGCUGACUCGCCUCAUGACCCGCCUGUCCCACAGCGUGGCCUACACCUUCCAGGCCAAAGGUCAAGCUCUGGGUGGGAAGAAGGAAAUGCCGUGCCUGCUGACACGCCUGACCAGGGAGGUGUUCCCGUUCGCAGAGCCGGGGAAAGACGGCGGGUCCGCGGGGCUUUCAGCCACGUCACUGGUUGGCUCCAAAAACACCAGAACACGAACUCCUUCCAUCAGUUAGAGCGCAGAACCAGACUGUAGGUGACCUCAUCCGAGAGUAUGACACAAGAAUUAUCACCAGGAAUGGAAAUGAUCACAAAAACCUUCCUGGUUUUUUCCACACGCUGACUUCCUGCAGAAAAUCCAAAGAAGAAAUCCAAGAAAUGUUUUCUUAUAUUGUACAUACCUGUAGUAUAGAUUUUCAUAUAUGUAAA
Molecule: messenger RNA, 1017 nt
Organism: Seriola dumerili (greater amberjack)
Lineage: Eukaryota; Metazoa; Chordata; Actinopteri; Carangiformes; Carangidae
Product: caspase-3-like
Exons: 4
Coding region: 21-824 (267 amino acids)
Biological process (GO): proteolysis
Molecular function (GO): cysteine-type endopeptidase activity
Source: RefSeq, a predicted model, not a curated record